Molecule: messenger RNA, 2557 nt
Organism: Rubroshorea leprosula
Lineage: Eukaryota; Viridiplantae; Streptophyta; Magnoliopsida; Malvales; Dipterocarpaceae
Source: the annotation of a GenBank genome assembly
CCCCGCUCCAUUGUUCUUCUUCUCCAUUUCCUCUUUUUCUCUGCAGAACCCUCGUUUUCUCUCUACUGACCCGUUGUAAUUCUCCAUUCUCUUCCCACGCCGAGCUGGAGUUGACCGGAGCUUCCAUUUUUAGAAAUGGGUUGUUCGCAGUCUAGGAUAGAUAAUGAGGAGUCUGUGGCUCGAUGCAAGGACCGGAAGAUCCUAAUGAAGGAGGCCGUUACAGCCCGGAAUGCCUUUGCGGCGGGUCACUCUGGUUAUGCUAUGUCACUGAAGAACACCGGCGCAGCCUUGAGUGAUUACGGCCACGUUGAGGCUCAAGAGAAUCCCCUCCACGACCAGCAGCCCCAGAUCCCUCCGAUGGAUCCAGCCCUGCAACCUCCACCUCCGCCUCCGAUGGCGAUGGUGGAUAACCUCCCUCCGCCUCCUCCGCUCCCGAAUUUCUUGCCCAGUCCCACCCCCAUUCAGCGCGCUGUUAGCUUGCCUGCGGUGCCCAUCAAGAGCCGGACGCAGUUUGAUUCGUCUCUCGCGAUUAAUGAGGAGGGUGAGGUGGAGGAAGAAGAAGAAGAAGAAGAAGAAGAGGGGCAUGGAAAUGAUAAUGACGGUGUGAGCAAAGAUUCGAAGGAACCCCGGGUUGAGGAGAUGACCCGACCUCGGACUUGGAAGAACAACAAUGUUGUGACUCCUCCAAUGCCGGAGACUAAGCACAUGGCUUGGGACUACUUCUUUCAGGUGGAUGAGCACAUGCCUGGACCAAGUUUGGGUGUGGGCGACCAUAACGAGCACGAGAACACACAUGAUGAUGUUCCAAGGAACAAUGGCGGCGAGGGUUUUGGAGGUCAUGGCGACAGUGAGAUUGAACCCAAGACACCUGAUAGAGCCAUGCAGAAGGCGAUGGCAGAGGCAGAUGAAGAAGUGAGGAGAGAAAAGGGGAAACGGUCAGUACAGAUAGAGCAUUCGAAGACAGCACCAGCAGAUUUCGGGAGGGAUGUGAAGGCAAUGCCUACUGUGAAUUUGAUGCUGGUUUUGAGUGAGAUUGACGAUCAUUUCUUGAAGGCAUCUGAGAGUGCCCAGGAGGUAUCCAAGAUGUUAGAAGCUACAAGGUUGCAUUACCACUCCAAUUUUGCAGACAAUCGAGGACAUAUUGAUCAUUCUGCCAGGGUCAUGCGGGUUAUUACAUGGAACAGGUCGUUUAGAGGUGGUAUGUCCAAUGGUGAAGGUGGGAAGGAUGAUCUUGAUUCAGAAGAAUAUGAGACUCAUGCCACCAUUUUAGAUAAGUUGCUAGCAUGGGAAAAGAAGCUCUAUGAUGAAGUAAAGCAAGGGGAGCUGAUGAAACUCGAGUAUAGAAGGAAAGUUGCUUUGUUAAACAAGCAAAAGAAGCGUGGUGCAAGUGCUGAAUCCUUGGGGAAAACAAAAGCAGCUGUAAGUCAUCUGCAUACAAGAUACAUAGUUGACAUGCAAUCCAUGGAUUCAACUGUGUCAGAAGUAAACCGAUUGCGUGAUGAGCAGUUAUAUCCAAAACUUGUUGGGCUUGUAGAGGGGAUGGCCAAAAUGUGGAGAAGUAUGUACGAGCAUCAUGCUAGUCAGCUGAAGAUUGUUACAGACCAUAAAAGCCUUGAUAUUGCCCAUGCUCCUAAAGAAACUACAAAGCACCACCAUGAGCGCACCAUCCAACUUUACAAGGUUGUCCAAGAAUGGCAUUCCCAAUUUGACAAGCUUGUGACACAUCAAAAACAAUAUAUCCAAGGUCUUAACAGUUGGUUGAAGUUAAAUCUCAUCCCUAUUGAAAGCAGCCUAAAAGAGAAAAUCUCAUCCCCACCAAGAGUGCAGAAUCCUCCAAUUGAGCCACUCCUCCAUGCAUGGCAUGACUAUCUUGGAAGGCUACCUGAUGAAGUUGCAAAGUCUGCAGUUUCUUCAUUUGCUGCUGUGAUAGAAACCAUAAUUCAUCACCAAGAUGAAGAGAUGAAGCUGAAGGAGAAGUGUGAGGAAACCAGGAAGGAGUAUUUACGCAAGAACCAGGCAUUCCAUGACUGGUAUCAAAAGUACAUGCAGAGGAGAACUCCAUCGGAUGAAACAGAUGCUGAAAGAGGCGAAGAAGCAAAUACUAAAGAUCCUGUAUUUGAGAGGCAAUUUGCAGUUGAGAGCUUGAAGAAGAGAUUGGAAGAGGAAAUUGAAGUUUACAAAAAACAUUGUCUCCAAGCAAGAGAUAAGUCUCUGAGAAGUCUCGAACUCCGGCUGCCUGAGCUAUUUCGUGCAAUGUCAGACUACGCUCAUGCAUGCUCUAAUGCUUAUGAAAAAUUGAGGUCCAUCACCAACUCGCAGAAUCGAAAUGCUCCCUUUUCCUGAACAUGGUGCUCCUUUCUUCUUAGUAACUUGAAUUCCAAGAACCUAGUCAAGUACUCUUUGCAUAAAACCAUCAUUUUGUUAUCCUUAAUUUAAUGUUAGAAAUUCUUAAUUCCUAUGAAAGGUUUUGGUGUCAUAUAUAUAUAUGUAUAUAUAUAUGUAUGUGUAAUGUAUCCCUACAUGUAUUAUGCAGUUCUCCUGGUUGAAAUUUUUUUCA